This is a messenger RNA of Cuscuta epithymum, 1165 nucleotides long. Lineage: Eukaryota; Viridiplantae; Streptophyta; Magnoliopsida; Solanales; Convolvulaceae. The record is from the annotation of a GenBank genome assembly.
CGCCAAAAAGUCGCUUUCCUGCCUCUCAGAAAGUUUCCGUUUCUUUUCACUUCCGUCAAUGAUUCAGGUUCUGAAACUCAGUUCGACUUCCAGACUUUCUAUACUCUGCACAUCAUAUAUAUAUAUACGAGUUUGUGUUCAUCUACAAGCUCAUAUUGUAUCUAUCUAUUCAGUCGUCGGUGGUACAAGUAUCAUCGGAAAUUCCCAGAUUCAAUUCUUUGGUUGUGCAAUUGGAUUGCCUUUCUUGGAUGAGUUGCAGCAAAAAGGGAGCUAGUUUUGAGGUUGGAGUGUUUCCUGUCAGUAAAUGUAUUUGGAUCAUGCUGACUGGAUAACAGAUGUUCAUGGCGAUUGGAGGAGGGGGUUUCUUCUCUUCUUCAGCUUCUGGGUGUAACAAGGGACUUGCCUUUCUUCUGUUGCGCCAGAAAACUGGAGAAAAGCCUAUGAGAGUUACUCCGUGUAAUCAGUUCGAGUUGGCGGACAAAGAAACCAAUUCUGAUCUCCAGCUGGCUUCCUGCAAGAGCACAUUUGUCCGCAGUUGCGCUUCCUUAGUCUGCUUUGGGCGGGCCUCUGCUACUGAACAUGACAAUCCAUCACCCUGUUCCCCUUCUGUGAAGGCAAAGGAUCAAACACAUUCCUCUAGUCCUGUGAAAGAAGGGAUUGCAUCUGCCCAGAAUGCCCUUAGGAGUAGCUUAAAGAAAAAAGCAAAUAUCACAAGAUCUUCUAGUGAAAGUGGUAACGAAUGUGGGGAAAUAGGAGAUCAGAGUAACGUUGGAUUAGGUCCUACAGGGAAGAGGAAAGUACAGUGGACUGAUACAUCUGGUGGAGAACUUUUUGAGGUUCGGGAAUUUGUGCUGAGUGAGGAAGAUGACUCAGACAAUGACUUUGACAGCAAGAGCCUGAGGAGUUGUUCCUGCAAGAUUAUGUAGUUUGUAUUUUAAUGAAUGAAUGAUCAAUUUGCAUUCUUUUUGUUGACUAAUCUUAUUUGUGUUUGUUUGUAUUCGAUCUGCUCGAGUGACAUGCUUUGUUACUUGGCUUUCUUAGUGUUAUCUGUAUGUCUGUAUUUACAUCAUAUAUAACCAUAUUUAGAAGAGAAAACCCUCUUUUUGUCCUAUGAGUAUAAAUCCUAGUGGAAGACCAAAUAUUUUGAUGGAAAAAAUAAAUAAAA